Salvelinus fontinalis (brook trout) is the source of this 1737-nucleotide messenger RNA. Its product is annotated as zinc finger protein 239-like. The transcript has 2 exons. NCBI's taxonomy places the organism in Eukaryota, Metazoa, Chordata, Actinopteri, Salmoniformes, Salmonidae. The record is from RefSeq and is a predicted model, not a curated record. Bases 40 to 909 code for a protein of 289 amino acids. Gene Ontology annotation, molecular function: DNA-binding transcription repressor activity, RNA polymerase II-specific. Gene Ontology annotation, biological process: negative regulation of transcription by RNA polymerase II.
UGGUCUUCUGUUCUCAUUCACACAGAAGAGAGUCCAGAGAUGGCAUCAGUGGAGAUGGCAGACAGCAGUGAAACACUGGGGCUGAAUGCCACCGUUAACAAAGAGGAGAAGGAAGACAUUGGUGAAUCUGUUGAUCAUGGAAAGACCCCUAUCUCCUCUGACCAAGUUGAGACAUUGCCUGCUUCAGUCAAGCAACAUCGGAAAGUGAGCAAAGCGAAGAGGUCUCACAGCUGUCCCCACUGUAAGAAGAGUUUCCCGUUCCUUUCAUAUCUUGAAAGACACCUGCGAAAACAUUCCGGAGAGAAGCCUUAUUCCUGCUCUGACUGUGGGAUGAGUUUCUCCCAACUGAGUGGCUUGAACGUGCACCAUCGAACACACACUGGAGAGAAGCCUCACCGCUGUCCUCACUGUGAGGAGAGUUUCCCAUUCCCAUCAUAUCUUGAAAGACACCUGCGUAAACAUUCUGGAGAGAAGCCUUAUUCCUGUAAUGACUGUGGGAUGAGUUUCUCCCAACUGAGUGGCUUGAACGUGCACCAUCGAACGCACACUGGAGAGAAGCCUCACCACUGUCCUCACUGUGAGAAGAGUUUCCCAUUCCCAUCAUAUCUUGAAAUACACUUGCGGAAACAUUCUGGAGAGAAACCGUACUCCUGCUCUGACUGUGGGAAAUGCUUCACAACAUCAAGUCAUCUAACCUCUCAUCGGAGAACUCACACAGGGGAGAAGCCUUACUCCUGCUCUGACUGUGGGAAGAGUUUCCCAUUCCCAUCAUAUCUUGAAAGACACCUGCGGAAACAUUCUGGAGAGAAGCCUUACUGCUGCUCUGAAUGUGGGAAAUGCUUCACUACGUCAAGUAAUCUAACGCUACAUCAGAAUGCACACAGGGGAGAAGCCUUGGAGACAAUUUGAGUUCAAAAGAAUUGACCCAAAAGAAAAAGAACGGAAAUUAAAAAAUAAAAAAAAAUGUGAAGUAAUGCAUGGUGACACUGAAAUGUAAAAAAAAAAUAAAAAAAAAUAUGUAAACAAAAAAUAGUGAAUAAAAAAUAGUGAAUUGAAAAAAAAAGUAGAAUUCAAACACAUUGAAAAAUGAUUUUCAAAGCAUUCAGUUGAUGUUUGCAUCCAAUCUUUAAAAUUGAUUUGAUCAAAUAACUUGUUUUCGCUCUUGGCUUUUGUCCUUGCAAUGACAAUUUUAUUCUACCUUCAAGUCAUCUUUUCUCUCCUCCAAGUUUUGGCACUCUUGACAUGGAGGCGGGGUUAGAGGGGAUGGGCGUGUCCAAUGAGCCACAUCCUUGGAGUGGCAGCAUUCCUCAACAAUACACAUUUUUAUUGUAACCCUGGACAAGAACACCUGAUUCAACUUGUCAACUAAUCAUCAAGUCCUCAAUUUUUAUUUUAACCUUUAUUUAACUAGGCAAGUCAGUUAAGAACAAAUUCUUAUUUUCAAUGACGGCCUAGGAAACAGUGGGUUAACUGCCUUGUUCAGGGGCAGAACGACAGAUUUUUACCUUGUCAGCUCGGGGAUUCAAUCUUGCAACCUUUCGGUUACUAGUCCAACACUCUAACCACUAGGCUACCUUGCCUCAAUGAGCUGAAUGAGGUGUAGGGCUCGAACAACAAUGUGUAGUGUUGGAGGACCAGGGUUGGGAAACACUGUCCUAACCAAUAGGUUACUUGCACAAUGUCAUAAAACAACUUCCUGGUAAUAAAGGUAAUGGAAAUCUGCUUCCUGGAAAAUGA